UUUCGUGUGUGUUUACGCAGUGACAUUUUGUAUUUUGUCUAAUUCGAGUUUGUGGUCAGGCUUAGGACCAUGAUGUUGCCCAGAGAUCUAGCGGGUCUCUCGGGUGUGCUAGGCGCAGUCUAUCUGCUUGCCAGCGUUGUGUCCUUUGCGGAUGCAAAGGACUGCAAUACAACGCUGUGCGACUGCAAGGGCAUUAAAGGACGCAAUGGCCAGAUUGGAAAUCCAGGUGUUCCCGGACGUGAGGGUUCACCCGGCGAUUUGGGGCCGUUUGGACCGCCAGGAUAUUUCGGCGAGAAAGGCGAUUUCGGAGAAUACGGCGAACAGGGCGAAAAGGGACAUCGGGGUGAUGCUGGACUGCAAGGGGAGAAUGGUUUUCCAGGACCACGCGGCUUUCCUGGUGAGGACGGUACAUCUGGACCACGUGGCAUUGAUGGCUGCGAUGGUCGUGAAGGCGCACAAGGCAACCCUGGUCAACCUGGUGUGAAUGGUAUACGCGGUCCUAUGGGUAAGCCCGGUUUACCUGGCGCAAUGGGUGAUGCUGGCGAAGGUGGCAUUAAUUCCAAGGGCACCAAGGGUAGUAUUGGCGAGCGUGGACGCAAUGGUACUGAUGGAGUCCAGGGAUACAAAGGCGUUUCUGGUAUUAAGGGUGACAUCGGAUACGCCGGCAUACAGGGUGAGAAAGGUGAAGAGGGCCCCCAAGGAUACAAGGGUGAAAUGGGUGUUCCGGAGAGCUAUCCAAUACUUCAGGGCGUUGUGGGCGAAAAGGGUGAGCCCGGCGAAGGUGAAGCUGGCGCAUUACGUUAUGAUGAAUCCCUAAAAGGCUACAAGGGAUACGCUGGCGAGCGCGGCGCAAUCGGCCCGCCCGGCAUUUACGGCGAGCCAGGACAAAUUGGACGCGAUGGAUUACCUGGCGUCCGAGGCGAUAUUGGAUCACGCGGCGAACGUGGAAAGCCGGGUCGUGAUGGAGGUCCAGGCGGACCUGGUGAUAAGGGCAUGAAAGGCGCUCCAGGCUAUGAUGGUGAGGACGGUGAAGAUGGCAGACCUGGUGAGCAUGGUGACGAUGGCUUUGAUGGUAUGCCCGGUGCUCAGGGUCCCUUUGGACCGCCUGGUGUCUACGAUCCCAGCUUGGACAAGUCAUUACCCGGUCCCAUCGGACCGCAAGGUGACAUCGGUCCUAAUGGUCCACCUGGUUUAAAUGGCAUUCCUGGCAAGCAAGGCCGUCGCGGCCCCCAAGGACCACCAGGCCCACCCGGAGAUCAGGGCCUUAAUGGAAACCGUGGACCACCUGGACGCAGUGAGAAAGGUGAAGAUGGAGACUACGGUUUAAUGGGACCUCCUGGCGAGCAAGGUCCACCUGGCGAGGCUGGGCCCCUGGGUCGCGACGGCUAUCCUGGCGAUCCCGGCCUUAAUCGGUACGGACCAAAAGGACAGCCUGGCCAGCAUGGAGUUCCUGGCUCAGAUGGCUACCGCGGUGAUCGUGGAGAGGUCGGCGUGACGGGUGACAAAGGUAUGCCGGGUGAGGGUCUCAAUAUUGUUGGACCAGCAGGUUCUCAAGGCCCACCCGGUAGACGCGGAAGGCCUGGCAUUGAUGGUAGCCCUGGCCUUCGAGGAUACCCUGGUGACAAGGGUAUACGAGGUGAUGACUGUGGAUACUGCCAUGCCGGACCUCGUGGCAUUAAAGGAUUGAUGGGCGAUGCUGGUUAUCCAGGCGAGCAUGGGGCACGCGGCAUGGCCGGUAUGACUGGCCCUCGCGGACCUAAGGGAGUUCAGGGUAACCCAGGCCAACGUGGUCACAAAGGAAUGCGAGGCUCAGAUGGUAUUCCCGGUGAGACGGGUCGCCCCGGUAAACAAGGUCCUCCUGGCAUAAUCGAUUAUAGCGGCAGCUUGAGGAAAGAGGAAAGGGGUGAUGACGGUGACAAUGGACCGCGCGGCGAUCAAGGGGCUCAAGGUGAACGAGGUCAAGAUGGUAGAAACGGCGAUCCAGGACCUAAAGGUGAACCUGGCAUGCGUGGAGACUUUGGUGACGCAGGGCGACCAGGUAUAGAUGGAGCUCCAGGAGUCGAUGGACGCGAUGGAAAGCCAGGUGCUCCGCAUAGCACACCCAAAGUUUAUUUAACCGGUCAACCUGGCUACAACGGAAGAAAGGGAGAACGUGGAGACGAGGGUAGCAUUGGCACUAAGGGUGACAAGGGUGAGCCACAUCCAGGCGAAAUAAUUCUAAACCGAGGAGAACCUGGUGACGCUGGUCUUGAUGGCGUACCCGGCUUUCGCGGACCUAAAGGCGAGAGAGGCGAACCAGGACUAAAAGGUGAAACUGGUCUAAUAGGUUUGCCUGGAGAUGUCUAUGUGGGACCUAUCGGUGCCAAAGGAUACAAGGGAGAAAAUGGUGAUUAUGGACAGCAAGGUCUUCCCGGUAAGCCCGGUAGAGAUGGUGAGCCUGGUUUGCCUGGCGCAGCAGGCUACAAAGGACAACGUGGUGAGCCCGGACAAUCCAAUUUGUCUGGAGAAAUUGGAGUUUCUGGUCGACCAGGCAUCAAGGGUAUACUUGGUGACAAGGGUUUCAUUGGUUACACUGGCCCUAAGGGACGACCGGGUCCAAAGGGAGUCAAGGGCAUGACAGGUGAUGAUGGUCUUUGGGGCCUGAAAGGUCUGCCUGGCAACAAGGGACAACGUGGUGACAUAGUGGUUGGACGUCCAGGUCCAAGAGGUGAGCCCGGUCGGCCUGGCAGCGUGGCUCUUCACGGUGUCAAAGGUCAGAAGGGUGAAGUCGGUUAUCCUGGUCAAUUUGGACAGAACGGUGCUAAGGGCAGCAUUGGAUUCUCUGGUCGCACUGGAAGAGUUGGCGACCCAGGACCACCAGGCCUUCUCGGUGAACAAGGCAUUGCAGGUCUACCAGGAAUUCCCGGAGAGCCAGGGGAUCGCGGUGACAUUGGAGUUUCUGGAAAUACUGGUAACAGGGGUCCACGUGGAAGUACUGGCGAUUUUGGAUCUAAAGGUUUUGCCGGUGAGAUGGGUCAGUUCGGCUCCACAGGUGUGCCUGGAAGACCUGGCGUUAAAGGCGAGCCUGGUGAUCAAGGUGUGCCCGGACGACCGGGUAUCAAGGGUGUAUCUGCGUACAGUGGCAUUAAAGGCGAUGUCGGUGAAGCUGGCUGGCAAGGUCCACCUGGAUAUGAUGGAGCACCUGGCUUUAAAGGUGAACGUGGUGAAACCGGAGAUUCAUUGCCCGCUUCUGACGGUAUACAAGGCAUUAAGGGCGCAGCUGGUAUUCCUGGUCGCAAUGGCAUGCCCGGCUUAAAUGGCCUGAAGGGGGCGCGAGGAGAGUUUGGAUUAUAUGGAAAUCCUGGAAUGAUAGGUGAUCAGGGCAUUGACGGUCUUCCCGGAUAUCCUGGUCGCAAUGGAAUUGUCGGUCCGAAGGGAGAAGUCGGUGAAAUUGGACCCAUGGGCUCACCUGGUGAGUUCGGAGAUAUGGGCGAUGUUGGGUAUCCAGGCGCACAUGGAAUACAGGGUGACGAGGGAGCUCCUGGCGAAUAUGGCUCAGACGGUAUACAAGGAGAAGUAGGAGAAGCUGGUGAGAUCGGUGAUGUCGGUCAAAUACUUUACUCUGACAUGCGCGAGAGUCGUGGAGAGCCCGGAACUCCUGGAUUUCCAGGUGAGGAAGGUAUACGUGGAAUGCCCGGUGAGGUUGGAUCCAUAGGCUACCAAGGAGCUCGUGGAGAGAGCGGCGAAAUUGGUUUCGGUGGUCAGCCUGGAUCUGAUGGCUUGCCUGGAAUAAAGGGUAUUCAAGGAGACAAGGGUCUACGUGGUCUACCCGGACCUCGGUUAGCCGCUGAGCAGGGCGAGGAAGGCGACAUGGGCUAUGAUGGUCUAUCCGGACGUCGAGGUCGUAUUGGCCAAAAGGGCGCACCCGGUGAGCAAGGUGAAUAUGGAUUGAACGGUGAAAUCGGCCCUCGAGGUCCUGUUCGCGAGGGACCCCCCGGUGUCCCCGGUGAUGAAGGCUAUCGAGGACCACCUGGCCGCAGUGGCUUGCACGGCCAUACGGGAAUCAAGGGUGACCGCGGCGACAUCGGAUUGCCAGGCGAAAGAGGUGAAUCUGGCUUUGCCAUUAGGGGCAGAGACGGUGACAUCGGUGAAAGAGGCGAACAGGGUGAACUUGGUUACGAUGGUGUUAAGGGUGAACAAGGCUUCAACGGACGUCCUGGUCGCACUGGCUUUAUUGGACUGCGUGGACCACGAGGUCCGACUGGUGAUGCCGGCUGGAGCGGUUAUAAUGGCAUUGACGGUCUUGUCGGUGAAAAGGGUGAAGCUGGUGUCACCUAUUCGUACACGUAUGCACGUCCCGGCGACCGUGGCGAGCCUGGUCUUGAUGGAUUUAAGGGUCAACAAGGCGACCAGGGUAUUCCUGGUCUUGAUGGCGCCGUGGGAAUGCGUGGUGUAAAGGGAUAUCGUGGCGAUGUUGGCGAGGUAGGCUACCAAGGUCCGGACGGUGAUCAGGGACAACGUGGUGAAAUGGGUGAGAUUGGUUUGACAGGGCAAGUAGGAUUGCAAGGUGCGCCCGGACCCCCUGGUGAUCCAGCCCCACCACCGCCACCACCCAAAAGUCGUGGAUUUAUAUUCACCCGUCACUCGCAAUCGGUGAGGAUUCCUGAGUGCCCUGCAAAUACGAACAAGCUGUGGGAAGGCUACUCACUAUCCGGAAAUGUCGCAAGCAGUCGAGCCAUUGGUCAAGAUCUUGGACAAUCUGGUUCUUGCCUCAUGCGAUUUACCACAAUGCCAUAUAUGUUCUGCGACUUCAACAACGUCUGCAGCUACGCUCAGAAUAAUGACGACAGUCUUUGGCUUUCCACUGCCGAGCCAAUGCCCAUGACUAUGGUUCCCAUUCAAUCCAGGGAUCUCAUUAAGUACAUUUCGCGCUGCGUCGUGUGCGAAACAACAACGAAAAUUAUUGCACUGCACUCACAGUCCAUGUCCAUCCCGGAUUGCCCUGGUGGCUGGGAGGAAAUGUGGACCGGCUUCAGUUACUACAUGACCACAUUGGAUAAUACGGGCGGCGUUGGCCAAAACCUUGUCUCGCCCGGCUCUUGUCUGGAGGAGUUCCGUGCCAAUCCCGUAAUCGAAUGCCACGGACAUGGACGUUGCAAUUACUACGAUGCCUUGGCGUCCUUCUGGCUGGCUGUAAUCGAGGAGCAGGAUCAGUUUGUCCAACCGCGACAGCAGACACUCAAGGCAGAUCAAACUAGCAAGAUAAGCAGAUGCACCGUGUGCCGUCGUCGGGGCGAUAGCUUCAUCACGCGCCAGCGCUCUUCUUCAUCGUACAGCUCCGGCUCUGUUAGUGGAUCUGGCUCGCGCUUCAACACUGGUUCAGGUUCUAACUAUGGGCAAGGCUCCAGUUAUGGACAGGGCUCUAACUAUGGGCAGCGCUCCAAUAAUGUUCAAGGCGAAUUAAGCCAAAGCUCUGGUAGCGGCUCAAGCUCAGGAGGGAGAUUCCAAUCGCCUUCACAGUCUAGCUGGUCGACUGGCUAUCAAGGCGGGGAGUUCCGUCAAGGACAGCAAACGUUCCGUCAGCCACAGUCACAGCCUUCACACCCAAGCUGGUCGACUGGCCAUCAGAGUGGUGAAUUCCGUCAAGGACAGCAAACGUUCCGUCAGCCACAUCCACAACCUCAGCCACCACCGGCUAACUACAACCGUCAGUCCCAGUACCGCAAUCAAUACCAAAACGUUGGAAGGCGUCAAAACCCUCGGUAUCCGCGCGACGACACCCAUGCUCCUUAGAUGUCAGUUCAGUUUACACACUAAGUAGCAGUUAAAUAAUUAUUAAGUCUAAGUUGCUAUCACUAUCCGUUAACACAACCAAAUCAAAUCACCAAACACACCACAAAUAACUCAAAUCCUCUCUCUUAUUAUCUCUUUGAUGAUGAUAAUUAUUGAGUAGUGCCAUUUUCGAAUCGAGAUCAUAAAUGCUAAUUAAAUCUAAUCUAAUAUCGUACAAAACGAACAAAACAACCAAAAAUAUAUUUUAAUAAUAUAAUGAAUCAAAUAGUGGAAGCCGAUAUCGAUGCCAACUAUAUUAUAUUAAUCCACUGCCCUGAUAUGUAAUUUUAAAUAAAAUUUCACGUUGAUUGAUGAUUGAAGGGAUACAACUUAAUAACAAAGAAAGCCAAUGCCCAGUUUCUGAUAAAUAAAAUGUACACAUCAUUAAAAAAAUGCGAAAA
Messenger RNA from Drosophila innubila, 6212 nucleotides. It is a transcript of the gene vkg, whose product is annotated as collagen alpha-1(IV) chain. The record is from RefSeq and is a predicted model, not a curated record. Gene Ontology annotation, molecular function: extracellular matrix structural constituent. Lineage: Eukaryota; Metazoa; Arthropoda; Insecta; Diptera; Drosophilidae. The coding region runs from base 70 to 5772 and encodes 1900 amino acids. Gene Ontology annotation, cellular component: collagen trimer. The transcript is spliced from 9 exons.